GUAUAGGGGAAUUAGCCCCGGCGACCCGCGACUCUCCCGCAAACCGAGCUGCCGCCCCUCACGUGCCUCGCCCGCUGGAAUGUUCACGGGGUGGGUGGGUCGUCCGGCAGUCUCACCGCGCCGUUCUGUUGGCUGAGGAGUCCAGUGCAUUGUGACGUGUGGUGCCAGACGAUUCCCCCCAGCCGUGCUGCACGAUUCACGGAUCCGCGCGUUCGAAACGGACACGAGCCGGAGGGAGCGGCGAGGCCGAGAGAGUGGGAGCCGCGGCACUGCUGGGAAAAGACUUAAUCCUGUGUAAUUUCAAGUUUCUGCCAAAAUACACGUGGUAUUAGUGUGUGCUUUUUAGACUGGAGUUCUGUUCAGUUCUCAACUUGACUUUCUGCUGUGUUGGUUGACUUUUGUUCUGGCAUCUUUCUUCAAUUGGUUAAAAAUAAAGCAAUUCCACAAUUCGCUGAGAAAAUUCCUGCUUGAUCAUAAGGAAGAACGACUCGGGGGGUAAAAUCUGAGGUGCUUUUUUUUGCAAGUCAAGGUGUAGAUUAUACACCAGAAUAGAAGAACAAAUCAAGUUUCACAAGAAACGGUCUUUUUAUUUUUCCAGUGCAAUUAAUCUUGGUUAUUUUUCAAGGGAAAAAUGAUGCAUGGUAUCCUGGGUUUUGAGAAAACAAAAUCAAUGCAAGAUAAUUCUCUUCAAGCACCAGCUCAUUCAAGUUCUGUUUCUUCUGACUCCAGUGAAGCUGAAAACUACUUGUAUGAAAAUCCUGAGGAAAUUAAAACUUCCAAAGUUCCACAAACCCAAUGCAAGAGAUGGGUGACAGAUAGAAAACAAACACAUAAAGAAAGUCAUGUUAGAUCAAACCUGUGCUCUGUUGAUAAACCCUCAUUAAGAAAGAAUACAAGCAAAGUCACCGGGUUGAACAAACAACGACAUAAUAAAAGAUGGAAAAAGUCUUCAAAAGUUGGAGGUAGAAAAAGUACAGAUUUGAACAUAGCACCUGAGCCAAAGUUUAAGGAUCAUGGGCAGGAGUUCAAAGAAGAACCACAGUGGUAUACAGAGCCACUGUCAGACAAUGUAACCUGUAAUAAUUUAAAAAGUAAAUUAGAAACUGCUUAUAAGAGUAGUUUACCUUCAUUUGAUGCUGAGCUGUUAGAAAAGUUGCCAGCAUCCAUUCGGGAUCUGUGUAUUGAUGACAGUUGUCCUCAAGAUCAUCUCUGGACAGGUGCAUUUGUUGAUGGUCACUUUGUAGAUUUACCAACAUUACUUGAUAAAACCGAGCUCAGUGAGAUUUUAGAUUGUUCUAAAUCAAACUCUGAUUCCUUAGUUAAUCUUGAAAAGUCAGUGGAUCUCUUCUGUGAAGAAGGUGCUAAUCAAUCCUUGGUGGAUUCUUGUGGCUUUGAUUUCAAAAAAGAAAAUGAAAUCCUUAACAUUGGAAGGAAAAAUGAAGAUCAAGUGCAGUUUCAAGGAGAACAUAAUGUAAUAUUAGAUGGAUUACCUUUGAAUAUCUGGGAGGAUGGCUCAACAGUGGGUGGACUAGAAAGAAGUUCUCCAUUGGCUAUAUCCAGUACAAACCAGCUUGGUUCUGAUCAUGUAAAAUUGUGGUUAUCAUCCACUACCAGUUCAUCUUUAAUUAAUAAGACAGGAAUUGAACCAUUUUGCAAAGACACUAUUCUCUUGUCAGACAAGGACGAUGGCUGGCCUGAUCGCUCGGAUGCCAGUGAAACACAACCAUAUUUUUCAGUUAUAACAGAUCAGAAUGAUGCUCUAUUUUCUUGUGAAAGUAAUCGGCAAAGUGAGAAUCCUUCAUCACUAGAAUCUCAAACUUCAGUGUUAAAUGCCACUAAAGAUAAGGAUUCAAUUCAAAAUGAAACUACUUUUUCAAAUAUAUUCAAAGAAGACUGUGGUUCUUGGUCAGUUUUGUGUAAAUCUAAUAAUAAAAUGUCCCCUUUCACUUUAAGAAAUAUUGAUUCAGUAACAUUUCCUAUUGAAUUAAAUGUAAACAUGACAACUGGCAUCCCAACUGCUUGCUCAGAGGAUGACCUACUUAGUUUGCUACCUGGCAGUGAGUAUCUACAGUUAGAUGACAGCUUUUUAAUUGAACUUCCAGUCAUGACUUCAAAAGAAAAAAUGGACAUCACAAAAUAUAAUAAUCAAGCAGACAAGAUUGAAACAGGAAAAUGGAAUCCAAUUUUUGGAAUUUGUCAUGAGAGCCUUUCUGAAAAGAAGGACAACUUAAAUGCCAGAAUAAUUGAAGAGAUAUGGAAAGCUACACCAGAGGAAGAUAAAGCAGCACCUUCCCAGGAUGGGAUAAAUACUGACAAAUGCCGCAUUUGUUCCUUAGGAAAAGACACACCUAUGAAACAUGUGAAUAUUACGAAACUUAAAUGCCCUCUCCAAACAUCAGAAAGUAAUUUUUGGGAGGAUGAACUAGGAAACACCCAAAUUUUGGAUUCUACAAAAGUUGACAUCACGAUGCACUGUUGUGAGUGGAAAACUGGUUCUGAUCAUACUGAUACUUCAGUUACAGAGAACAUUCAACAUUCAAUGAGUAACACAAAACAAAGUGAAUUUCCAUCUUCUGAGAAUACCUUUCUGAAACCUACAGUAACUCCUAGUACAUUGCAGCCCAGUAGCUUUACUGCAGAUUUAAAGUCCAUGAUAAACUGUGAUUUUCAACAAAAUGGUAAUGAAGAAUCUAUAGAACAAAACAUAAUUAAUGACAUUUCUAUAGUCUUACCUGAAGAUCUGUGGGGAAAUUUAAAUGAUUAUCUAAAUGACUUCACAGAGCCAAGUGAAAAUUCCUUCCUCCCCUUUGAGCUCAAUUGUUCUGUUCCACAAAUGCUUAGUCUGACCAGUACAUUAGAAAUUGACAAUGGCAAGAUGAAUCAACAACCCAGCACUAUAUCCCAAGUCAGUUCAGAUUUAAUAAUAACCAACAAUGAAAAAUUACAGAGUCCAGUACAUCAAGACCACAUCAGCAUAGCUACACAGACCCUUUAUCCCACCUCAGAACAAUUAUUUACAAAAGAAGUGGUUCUUACACGAUUGCAGGACAAUCCUGUUCAAAACUCAGAAUGUAAUGUUUCCCAACAUCAAUGUGGUUCUGAAGUAAUAUCUCAUUCUAUUUCUGUGUUAAAUAAACAGAAAUCUAAACGUAGCAGAAUUUCUAAACAAGACACGCAGAGUCAUCAAAUGGAGUGUGAAGUGAAGUUCAAUAAAGAGACUGAUCAGGAUAAAAGCAGUUUAAUAUCAGUGGAUGCUGAUGGAGAUGAACUGAAAAUUUUCCAGGGAAGGUUACAGGAAAGGCAUCCAGAACAUGGGGAUUCUAAGAUGCCUCAGCAAAUAGCAAAUCUUAAUGUUUGUGCUUCCAACUCAACAAUGAAAGUAGAAGAUGAUCUACAGCAUUUAGAAAAUAAAGAUGACCAUGAAGUGUGUCAGGAAAGUUGUUCAUUUUUGUGCAGUAAUUUAGAGGUUUCUCUACCUGAAUCAGAAAGACACAAUGAAUAUCUCGGAGAAAACUGUUGCCCACUUCUUGAAGACCACCUUUCUGCAAAAAAUACUGAUUGCUGCAGAAAUUCCAGUAUUACUGCAGCUUCACUGGUUGCUGAGUCCUCGCUACAUGAAGAACACAAAGAAUUGCUUACAAGAUGUAAUGAAACAGAUGUUAACCCAGAGGAUCCGAAAACAGAUCAAAAGUUCUUCAGAAGUGUGAAAGACUGUAAAACAUAGGGCUACAUUAGAAGAACUCUGGAUAGUUAUAUUAUAAUUUGGUUUAUCUUUUUCCCCAGCAGAAAGAACAGCUUCCGUUAAAGGGGCUACCUAUUGAGGUCAAAGAAACACCUUGUAUUGUUCAGGGUUUCUAUUGUUUCUUACUGAAUCUGUAAAUGAUGCAGUUCUAAAUAGUGUGAUACCUAUCACUGAAUGGGGUGAAAAAAGGGGACAGUUCACUUUGCUGCAUGCAGUACUUGUGAUUGUUUGGUCGGUCCAGAGUGGUUUUUGUAUUCAAAAAGGUUUCUCACAACUAAAGUAAAAUACGUACUACAACUUAAAAAUUCUAUGUCAACUUAAGGAGAUGAGGUUCUGGCAAAAUACGAUUUUAUUUAUUAGUGCCAGCAAAGGACUUAAAAGUUUAAAUUGCUGGUACAGUUAGUUGCGUAUAUUUAUGAGAAGUAAAUUGGGCUUCUUGGUAAGGAUAUUUGUAAUAAAUCUGCAGUCCAAGAACUACAUUAAUUAUCAGAUAUAUUUUAACUUAACAGUUGCACCACAGGAUGCUUCAAAUAUACUUAAAAGAAACAUGCAGAAUGCCUCUCAAUUCUCAGUGCAUUACAGGUGUUUUCACUUAUAUAAAAGACAUCCUGUAAUUAUUCUGGCUUGUUGAAAUUGUGAUUUAUAAAAAUUUCACACUUGCGCAAAAACCUACAUGCUGCAGCGUCAUGUAUUUUAUUCAUUUUAUACUUCUAAAAGUACUAAAUAAAGAGUGAAUUAAUAAAAAGCUAUUUUAAUCCUUUAGUCAUUUGCUGGUUCUAAAAUGUAAAUCUUAAAAGAUUUACUUUGUAUUAGUAUUUUUAGAUGUGUUCUGUCAUUUUGUCAUUUUCAUCUAGGUUAUAUUUGAGUAAUAUAUUUUUAUACUGUGUUCAGUAGCUGAGUGGUACAUGGAUAAAUAUACUUGAUAAUGUAGUGUCACAUACAGUAUGUUAACUUUUAUUGUAGCUGUGCUUAAUUAAGCCAUGAACCUAAACUAAAUUGAACUUGGAAGCUUCACAUUAUCCUAUCUUUGUAAUCCAUUGGCAUUAAAUGUAUGAGAAGAAUUGGCAAUUGCAUAAGUGCGGUACUCAAUACCCAUGCCUCUUAGACAUUAUUUGGCAAAGUUGCCACAUUGUGAGUUUCCAAUAAAGUUUGUAGCAAAAUGUUGAACUGCUUAACUUAUUUGGCAUGUGUUAUACAAUAUCUUCCUACUUAGGUUCAAUAUUCAGGUUGUAAUUUUGCUAACCUGAUAGUACGUGAUUGAAACAAGUGCCCAUACUUGUAUUCCUUAAUAUCCUUUAAUGGUGCUUAUUUGUCUUCCAUCAGGGAAGAAAAUACAGGCUUAUAGCUUCAUGCCUAAGGACCCUUAUCAUCCACAUAUAAGCUAGUAAUUCUGUAUGGUUCAAAUUGUAAAAGGUUUCUUUUUUCAUUGAACCAUAUUCAGUGACAAUUUCUUAGUGCCUUUUUAUUUUUUUAAAUUUUUCGUAAAUACUUUAUACAAAUAAAUGCAUGUUAUUGCUGUUGUGGGAAACUAUGUGGGUGUGGGGGAGAGACUUGCCUUCCCCUGGCUCAUGCUGGUGAUUCACAUUUUAUACAUUUCAUCAAAUCCUGACAACCUUCUGUCACUUCACUCAUUCAGAGCUUCAGUGGUCUUGAUGAUGUCAUUGGACUUUUUGACAUAGAGGACUUUGCAGCUGAAUCCAUUGGUGGCCUAACUGGCACACACAUGCACUUUCCAGUCUCAGUGGCAAGAUUACCUAUUUUCCCUCUUCUCACCUUCUAGAUCUGCUGAGGUGCUGAGUCCAAUUGGAGCACUUGUACUGCCACCUCACAGAGGUCAGGGUCAGAUAGUUCAGCACAAUGCCAAGUUUGAACAGAGCCUGUCUGGUUAAAUUUCUAUUUAAUAGUAUCACUUUUAAUGUAAUAUUGCCAGCUGUUAUUUAUUUACACAAUGGGGCUGUGCUAAGAUUAAGUGGUAGUGAAGUUUUCAAAUACUUUUAAUGAUUAAAAAGUAGUUAACAAUGUACUUUAUAAAAUGAUGUGGUGGAAGUUGAUUUGCAUUUCUAUUUAUAUUAGGUUUCAUCACUGACCAAUUUUAUGAUUACAUUGAUUAAAGACAUCAGAAUGCAGAUUUUCUUUAAAAAUCUGAGUGAAAUCUUAAGACCUUGCAUUUUAUUGGAAGGAAAAUCACAGAAAUCUGCAUUUACUAAUUCUGCAUAAGUGUGAUAUUGGCAGAACUGUAACUAAAGGUUGUAGAUAGAUGCUGGUAAAUAAUGGCAGAAUGUUUUUGAACGCAGAGCUGAUCCUACAUUAUCAGCUAAGGAAAGCAGUGUAAGUAUAUAGAAACAAUUCUACAUAAAGCAAGUUAUUUAUACAGAAAAUUCCUUAACUUCUAGCUGCUUUUCAAUGCUCUGACUAAAGAACUAUUUGCCAACAGUUAUUUUCUGAAUUUUUAGUUUUGUAAUUUAGUGCCACAGAAGAUUGUCCAUUAAAUGCAUCAUCCAUUAAGGUGACGGUUAUACACAUACAAAUGCCUGUGUUUGAUUUUAUAUCUUCUUAGGAUGUGCUGAUUGUAUUCUGUGGAAUUUUUAUUAAAUGCAUUUUUACUUGGAUACUGUUUCAUUGUCAAACAUUUUGCAUAACAAA
This is a messenger RNA of Mobula hypostoma (lesser devil ray), 6385 nucleotides long. RefSeq lists its product as uncharacterized. Lineage: Eukaryota; Metazoa; Chordata; Chondrichthyes; Myliobatiformes; Myliobatidae. The coding region runs from base 632 to 3724 and encodes 1030 amino acids. The transcript has 7 exons. The record is from RefSeq and is a predicted model, not a curated record.